Lampris incognitus (smalleye Pacific opah) is the source of this 2842-nucleotide messenger RNA. RefSeq names its product calcium/calmodulin-dependent protein kinase type II delta chain. Gene Ontology annotation, molecular function: calcium/calmodulin-dependent protein kinase activity; ATP binding; calmodulin binding. Gene Ontology annotation, biological process: protein phosphorylation. The record is from RefSeq and is a predicted model, not a curated record. NCBI's taxonomy places the organism in Eukaryota, Metazoa, Chordata, Actinopteri, Lampriformes, Lampridae. Gene Ontology annotation, cellular component: cytoplasm; neuron projection. Bases 163 to 1215 code for a protein of 350 amino acids. The transcript has 15 exons.
CUCCAUGACAGCAUAUCAGAGGAGGGAUUCCACUACCUCGUGUUCGAUUUGGUUACUGGUGGUGAGCUGUUCGAGGACAUCGUGGCCAGGGAGUACUACAGUGAGGCUGAUGCCAGUCAUUGCAUUCAGCAGAUCCUUGAGGCUGUGCUCCAUUGCCACCAGAUGGGUGUGGUCCACCGCGACCUAAAGCCUGAGAAUUUGCUCCUAGCUAGCAAGCUGAAGGGGGCGGCUGUCAAGCUGGCGGACUUCGGCCUGGCCAUCGAGGUGCAGGGAGACCAGCAAGCAUGGUUCGGCUUUGCAGGAACUCCAGGGUACCUGUCUCCCGAGGUGCUGAGGAAAGAUCCCUACGGCAAGCCGGUGGACAUGUGGGCCUGUGGUGUGAUCUUGUACAUCCUGCUGGUGGGCUACCCUCCCUUCUGGGACGAGGACCAACACAGACUCUACCAGCAGAUUAAAGCCGGGGCUUAUGAUUUCCCUUCCCCGGAGUGGGACACAGUGACCCCGGAGGCCAAAGACCUCAUCAACAAAAUGCUGACCAUCAACCCGGCCAAGCGGGUCACUGCCACGGACGCACUCAAACACCCUUGGAUUUGCCAACGCUCAACUGUAGCGUCAAUGAUGCACAGACAGGAGACUGUGGAGUGCCUGAAGAAAUUCAACGCUAGGAGGAAACUCAAGGGCGCCAUCCUGACUACAAUGCUUGCCACCCGCAACUUUUCAGCAGCCAAGAGCCUGCUGAACAAAAAACCCGACGGCGUCAAAGAGUCCAGCGAGAGCGCCAACACAACUAUUGAAGACGAGGACGUGAAAGCUCGCAAGCAGGAAAUCAUCAAGGUCACGGAGCAUCUUAUUGAGGCCAUCAACAAUGGAGACUUGGACGCCUACAUGGAAAUCUGUGACCCCGGCCUCACAUCUUUUGAGCCUGAGGCUCUGGGCAACCUGGUGGAGGGAACUGAUUUCCAUCGCUUCUACUUUGAGAACGCUCUUUCCAAGAGUAAGCACCCCAUCCACACCAUUCUGCUCAACCCCCACGUCCACCUGAUCGGCGACGAGGCAGCAUGCAUCGCCUACAUCCGCCUUACCCAAUACAUUGACAGCAGCGGCAAGCCAUGCACCAUGCAGUCCGAGGAGACCCGCAUCUGGCAUCGCCGGGACGGGAAGUGGCAGAACAUACACUUCCACCGCUCUGGAUCGCCCACCGUGCCCACCAAGUAAGUUAAGAGGACCACCUUUGACCCCAAUACCCUCCAGCCUAAAUCAGUCAGCUGACCAGACCUGCUCCCUUCCAAGUGUCUAUCAACCCCCUCAUCCAUUCCCUGCCCAUCGCUAGAACUCCGCCCUCUCAGAGUGUUGUUUACAUAUCGUCGCUGCUGGACUGAAGAUUUCUGUAAACGUUGGUGGGGGAAAAAAUGAAUACUUAAAAAUCUUAAAAAUAUCAUUUUAUAGUGAGAAUGCGUGGUGUUUAAUUACAGCUUCCUCACAGGAUAUAAAGAUCUGAAGCAUGUUUUAUCUGAAUAAGUUGUAAUGGCCUGUUUUUAGAUGUGUUUUAAGUUUAGCUAGGUUUCAAAAGAGCCAGGGAUGACGUCCCACUUGUAUGAUCAGGCUCUUUAAGUAGAACUUCUGGACCUCCAGACUGGUGAAACAGUGUACUGAAACCUUACAGUCUUCAACUAGGACAAUUUUCUGUUUAAAUAUUACAGACGGCGUAUCAUCUGACAAGAUAUUUUGAUGUUUUACCUUUUGGCACAAUGACCAAUAUCAAUAUCUUAUUUUUAAUGGCUUCAUCUUUUCAAAAUAGCAGUCCAUAAAGAUUCUAGGCACAAGCUUGCUUUUGUUUUGGUGCUGUAUCAAUUUUGGUGAUUGACGUGAACUGCUAUGUCCAUGUUUUAUCUUGAGAGGAACCAUUUAAACUUCUUCAAACGAGGUUCUCAGACCAAUCUGUUGUUUAUGUUUGCAGUUGAGACUAAACAUGAUUACUAGAAGCUUUGAGUCCAUGUGCAAAAGGGAAGUGAAAGCUGAACAUAUGUCUAUCCCGUCUGAGUUUUCCUCCAUCCUUACAGAGGUGUGUGUACAAACAGUCUGAUAGAAUGUAAACUAUAGAUAUAUUGUGUACAUAUACAUACUUAAGGCCAUUAUUUGAUUCUUGGAAUGCUUUUAAAGUCAAAUCAUAUUUUCAUAAGGAUCUAAUUAUGUGAAUUUUAUUGGCUACAUUGUUAUUGUUUACUUUUUAUAUCGUGAUUAUUGCAGUAGGUUACCCCUUCAUCCCUUAAUGUAAUUCCACCCAGUUUUGCCAUGUUGCUUGAACUAGAGUUGAACCCUGUGCAGUGCCCUGUUAAGUGCAUGGCCCACCCUGCUCCUCUUUCCCUGCGUCUCCGCCAAUGAGCCAAUUCGUCUUCUGGUUGUGUAUGGGGGAACUACCAACCGCUAAUGCUAAACUGGCUAAUAACUGUACGCUAACACACUAUUUACACUGUAGGGGGGGCCACAGAUGAAUUACAUAAGUACACUGAGAUGAAGGUCAAAUGUUGUUGCACUGUGAAAAUGGGUUUCCUGAGGUAUCCACGGUGGUGUUUUGAACACUUUGUUUCUUCUGAAGACACAGCUCUUUGUGCAUGGUGUAUAUUGUGGUGUAACACGGUUACAACUGCGUUAGUUCCGACAACGUUCAGACACACCUCAUUCUGUUUGGUUUAGUCUCAUUUGUCCCACGCCCCUGUUUUAGUUUUAUCUUAAGAAUUUAUGAAAACCCCACUGGGCCACGGGUGUGUAUUGUUGCCAUGAUAGAUAAGAAUGGUGUAUGUUAAAGAAAUAUCAAAUAAAGAUGUGUGAUUUAUGCCAAAUA